CAACAAACAUGGCGCCGAGAAAAAGAAAUACUCAAAACGCUAACAACAACAGUCAUAACCAAACGAGGAAAAAAGGGUCGAAAAGACAAGAUGAUCAGAGCAAAGACAUCAGUGAUACGGAAGGGAUUCCGCUGUCUUACCUUGUACUUGUUCUGCUCAUUGCUGCUGCCAUUGGUGUUGCUCACAGAAAUCAUAUAGCUGGUAUGUUUGAGAGAGAUCGUCAUUUUUCACAUCUGUCCACUCUGGAGAGGGAGCUUGCUUUCCGUACAGAAAUGGGGCUGUAUUAUUCCUACUUCAAGACUAUGAUAGAGACCAAGACGUUCUACGAGGGCUUGAAUAAGAUUAUGUAUGACAACAUCACAGAGUAUCCUCUAACGAUCAACACUCUGAAAAGAUUCAACUUGUACCCAGAGGCGGUGCUGGCAGUAGGAUAUCGGGCCUACGAGAGUUUCUGGGCUGGUCUAAACAAACCUACAAAGCAGUGUUGGACUGUGAACAGAGGAGAGGGGAAAACUCCAGUACAGAGUUGUGAAGGUCUUGGAGAACCAUCUUACUUCUACAUAGAAAAUGUCUUUUUCCUCAACGGAGUAAUGAUGAGUGUCUUCUUUCUCUUUGGCACUUACUUGAGUGGCAGUGUUUUUGGAGGAAUUUUGACAGUUGCAAGCUUUUUCUAUAACCAUGGGGAGUGUACAAGGUGUAUGUGGACGCCUCCCCUGAGAGAAAGCUUUGCCUACCCAUUCCUAGUCAUCCAGAUGCUGCUAGUAACGCACAUCAUCAAAUUACGUGUUCCGAGUUACAGAUAUAGCGGCCUUAUUGCCCUCAUCACUGUCUGCUUCAUGUUGUCCUGGCAGUUUGCCCAGUUUGCACUCCUCACUCAGACAUUGGCUGUGUUUGCUACCUACGCCCUUGGUUACAUUGGAUCACACAAGGUCAAGGUCAUCACAAUAGGUCAGCUGAUUGGACUUCUGUGCAGUUUUGUAGCCUUGUUCGGGAAUGAGAUGCUUUUAACCUCAUUUUUUACAUCUUGUCUUGUCACGGUGAUGAUCAUUGUCAGCUUGGAAUCAUAUCUGGAAAAGUUGAAUUACAAAAUUUUAAUACUGGCGACACAAGGCGUCCUACUGAUUCUAUGUACAGUCGGACUGAAGAUAGCCCUGUCCACAGUCUUUCAUGUGGCAGAUGAUGCACACAUCGGAGAUAUAUUCCGAAGCAAGUUCUCAAAUUUCAAGAAUUUCCACACAAUGCUGUAUACUUGUGCAAAGGAGUUUGACUUCAUGGAAGCCGAGACACCAGUCAAAGUUCUUAAGACGUUACUGGCUCCUUCAGUUGCUGUAUCUGUACUGGCUGUUGUCGUCCAGUUACUGAGAACAGAGUAUGAGAUAUGGACAGCUGAUAAGAACAAUCAGUCGGAUAAUAACAAGGACGAUGGAAGUCAGAAUAGAGAAAAGCCACAUGCAGAGCUGGUGUACCACCUUUUCCAACUGUUAGCCUUCACCGCCAUGGCCGUCCUGAUCAUGAGACUCAAGCUGUUCUGGACUCCACAUAUGUGUCUCAUGACUUCCCUUCUAGCUUCUCGCCAGCUGUUCAGUUGGAUUGGUAGCAGAGAGAGGCAGUUGGCGAUAGUCUUUCUGGUGUUGGCAGGGAUGAGUGUACAGGGAAUCCAAAACCUCCAACAUCAGUGGAGCAUUAUGGGAGAAUACAGCAAUUACCCGCUAGAGGAACUAGUGGAGUGGGUUGAAAGCAGAACACCAAAACGUGCUGUAUUUGCUGGUCCAAUGCCGACAAUGGCCACCAUUAAACUGUGUACAGGUCGACCAAUUAUCAACCACCCUCACUACGAGGACGCUGGAUUACGGGAGCGGACGAAAGAUGUUUAUACCAUGUAUAGUAGAAAACCUGCUGAAGAAGUGAAAAAAAUCCUCAAGAAACGUAAAGUCCAAUACGCUAUUUUGGAGGAAUCUUGGUGUAACCGGCGAUCAAGCGUCGGAUGUUCCAUGCCCGAGAUCUGGGAUAUUGAGGACAAAGCAAAUCGAGGAAAGCAGCCAUUGUGUCAGAAACUUCUUCAUAAUGCUGAGCCGCAUUUUAAACGGGUGUUUAGGAACAAUGUCUAUCAAGUACUGAAAGUGACAUAACAUCGAUUCAUACUGACUAGAAAAUAUGUAAUCAUGACACGUAAAGACCAGUGAUCUGGAAAGUUGAUGAUAGGGAGAGCAGAGGAGAUGGAUAUCAAUAGAGAGAAUGUCCUACAGGAUGAAUCCAGGAAAAUAGAAGUUCUAUGCAGGAUGGGGAAAAAUGAACAUAUUGUACUGUUUAAAUUUAAUCAUUUCUAUGGGUUGUCCCUGUUUGACAAAUCCCCUCCCGAUAGUUUUUGGGAUAGCCCUUAAAAGACUUCUUUUCUUGUUGUAUAGUCAUAAUAUCAUAAAACUAUCGUCCCGAGAUGUUAAGAGUUUAUUUGAUAUAACUGUAUGGGGAGUUUUCUCAUAGUUUAGCUCAUGAGAGCUCCUCAAGAUGUCAAUAGUUGCUUUAUUAUAAUUGAUGGAAGUUUCCUAACGGUACAUCUGAGGAGAGCGUCCUGAGAUGUUAACAGUUACUUAAAUUCAAAUGUGGGGAGUUUUCUAACAGUACAGCUUAUGAGAGCUCACCGAGAUGUCAAUAGUUGCUUUAACAUAUAUAACUAUUGGAAAUAGCCUUUAACAUUGCCAAGCCAAGCUACUGUUAUACAGUAACUUUUAUACAGUUGUUGGGUGUUAGUUGUUCAAAUGUAUGCAGAUUUCCUAGAAAUUUGCUGAUAAGAUGUUUAGAAAUGAAUGGUUUCUAUGCAAUUAUAUCUUGUUUGAAGAACCCCCCCCCCCCCCCAAUCAAGCCUCAGAUUUAUAUUAGGUGUACAUUUUGAUUUCAAAUGUAGAUAAGCCAUAUCUAUGCAGUUAUUUUGAAAAUAAUCCUAAGAGAUCUGACUCAUUUUUGGCUGAGGCCUCAUAAGUUAAACUUAAUUUAUAAUAUUUAAAAUGUUUGUAAAUGCAUAAUGAUUUGUGUAUUACUGAAUUUUAAGUAUGAUUUAAUUCUGUUGUUUCCAAAGUUAAAUGUUAAGAGUACUUUCUCUCCUUGGUGUCGCAUUUGAAGCAGCAUCAAUCUUGUGUCACAAAAAGUCUAAUGUCAAAAAGCAAAAUUGUCAUGAUAAACAGGAUCAAUGACUUUAGAUCCUGCAAAUACAGAAAUGUAGGUAAGCUGACAUCUACUUCAUCAGGAUAAGAUUUUUUGAAAUAUUCUGUCUAUGUUGCUGAAUAAUCAUAUAUAUAUGGCACUAUCCAUGUGAGUGGUUCAGGCCAUAUGGGCCUCUUGUUAAAUACAGGUGUAUGUGUGACGUUUCAGUUUGUAGUAUCACAGGGGCUUGACACAUCUCUAAAACCCGGAAUAAAAUUUUUAACCCAAGGGUCUGACACCCACAUCACUUUAACGGUGUAUUGACUGGAAAGGUUGGAAUAUUUUCUUUACACAUUUCUAAAGACGAUGUUCCUGCCAUUUUCAAUUAAAAGUGGUCUGGAGGACGACCCGGUAUUUCAUUCUGGGAAGGUGUCAGGCCCCAGUGUUCAGUAUGGCAAGUUCUUUAUUACACUACUUUUUAUUUACACCAUUUAUACUUAAGUUGGUUGUUGAUGAAAAAUUUGAAGAAUGUUGAUAAAUCUCUGCAAAGAUCUGCUGUUAUAUACAUGAUUGAACAUGACAGUGCUUGUAGUUGUAGUACUAAUUUAUAGAAUGUGGUUGUAUUUUAAGGGAUGUACUAAAAGAUAUUAACAUAAUUCUGCUGUGAAGUGAUGUAGAUAUUAACAAAAGUGUAGUUCAAGAAGUUGUUUUAGUUGAAUGUCUUUUUAAUAAUUUUGCAAUGCAAUAAAACCAGUAUUAAAGAAAUAAUUGAGGACUAUUCCAGAAUUAUCUGUAUCUGUAUGGAAGGGGUGGGAGGUAGUCUACUUGUAUUCAACUUAGAUGGGUGUUGGGGGUAUAUCACCAUUUUACUUAAAGUAUUCUUUAUUAUACAGAAUAUGUUUCCAUAUUUGAUGGGUGGUGGGGUCUCUGAAAAAAUGCCUUCCACCCCUCCCAAAUAGAUAAUAUUGGAAGAGUCCUAAUAAAUCAUGAUUUUAAUAAUGCCAUUGUUAUGGUUGGUACAUUUUGUAUUUGGAUCAGCAAAAAUGUAAUGGAUUGCACUAAUUAUGUAGGUAGUCGUCCAGUUCUGCACUGGUGAGUUUGUCAAGGUAUGCACUGGUCAGUUUGUCAAAUUCUGCACUGGUCAGUUUGUCAAGUUUGGCACUGGUCAGUUUGUCAAAUUCUGCACUGGACAGUUUGUCAAGUUUGGCACUGGUCAGUUUGUCAAAUUCUGCACUGGUCAAUUUGUCAAAUUCUGCACUGGUCAGUUUGUCAAAUUCUGCACUGGACAGUUUGUCAAGUUUGGCACUGGUCAGUUUGUCAAAUUCUGCACUGGUCAAUUUGUCAAAUUCUGCACUGGUUAGUUUGUCAAGUUCUGCACUAGUCAGUUUUGCGUUCAGUAUUAAUUUCCCCAUAUCGGUUAACUUUGUUGGAUGUAUUGAUAAUUUUUUUAAUUGCAUAGUAAUUACUUCCUGUCACCCUCUGAUAUACAUCCUCACUCAUACAAAAUGUAUCACUUAUGUAUCAUGUUGGGGUGAGGAUGUAUAGCUAAUACUGGAUCUCCAACCACAAGACGCCUCACAAAAAUAAACUCAGUUUUAAAAGCUGUGUAUUAAUUCCUGUUUAAGAGUAUAUAUAAUAAUCUUUCUGUCAGAAUGUAAGACAUUUCUGUUUGAGUUGAGAAUAUAUUUUAGUAUGACUAAGAGUUUAUUAGGAUCAUUUCAUGUGUUGUAAAUUUACAAACCAACAAAGUACAGAAAUCCAUGAUAGUGGUGUAAAUCUUAUCAGAACGAUUGUUUCAUUACACAUCUGUUUUUCUCACCUGUAUGUGUAGAUUUAUAUCUAUUUAUAGCCAUGAUAUCAGGUACAUGUAUCAUUUUGAUCAUAAAAUAUCACACCUGUGUGAUUGUGUAUAAAUGUCUGUCAGUAACAUCAGAUAUCCAACGCUCAUAACUUGUCAGAUCAUUUUAGUGCGAGUGACAUCAUUAAAAGUAUAGCUGAUCAUUAUGCAAUCAUAGAUGUGAAUGAUUUUAAGUAAAACUGUAUGUUUGACAUUUUUGACCAAAUCUGAAAAACCAUUAGUAAAUUGUAUAUAAUGUGUUAAGUUAUAUACAGUAUUUGUUGUAAACGUCUUUGAAACCAAGGGUUCCACUCUCAGAAUAUGUCAAAGAGCUGAUAGUCAAUUGGUUGUUCCAGGCAUAAAAUAACAUAGACAAAAGAGGAGCUACAUCUGUAAAUGUAAUGCUACUUAUCAAGUAAAUUUGGCUCCUUUAUUUAACAUAGCAAAUAUCCGAGAUUCAUGUUGAAGUUUUGAUGUUACAACAAAUAUCACAGAUUCAUGAUGAAGUUCUGAUGUUACAACAAAUAUCACAGAUUCAUUAUAAAGUUUUGAAGUUACAACAAAUGUCACAGAUUUAUGAUAAAGCUCUGAUGUUACAACAAAUAUCACAGAUUCAUGAUGAGCUUUUAUUACCCACAAGGUGGCAUGUACAUAGCAUGAUCAUUUAGUCGUGAUCUGUCACAGUAUAAUGAGGGUGGAAUCCCUGGAUAUCAAAGAUAGUGGGGAAUGUGUCAGUGUAAAUCUUUAAAAAUCUUGUUAAUGUUUUAUGUUAUCACAAUUGUGAUAAUUUUUUUUAUGGUGAUUGUAAAAAUUACAAGAUCAAUAUUUUGAUUUUGUUUAUUUCAUUGUUUGAAACUGUAGAAACAUGAAGGCAUUAUAUUUCACUACUAAAACACCAGACCAUCAAAAACCAAUACAAACAUUAAAAUUCCAUUAAAACUCCCAAACCCCUUAAAACAUCAUUGAUUCUUGUUUGAAGUCGCUACCUGUAUCAAUACUGGAUGUAAGUCUCUACCUGUAUCCAUAAAGGAAGUGAGUCUCUAUCUGUAUCCAAACAGGAAGUAAGUCUCUACCUGUAUCCAAACAGGAAGUGAGUCUCCAUCCGUAUCCAUAAAGGAAGUGAGUCUCUACCUGUAUCCAUACAUGAAGCAAGUCUCUACCUGUAUCAAUACAGGAAGUAAAUCUCUACCUGUAUCCAUACAGGAAGUAAGUCUCUACCUGUAUCCAUACCGGAAGUGAGUCUCUACCUGUAUCCAUAUAGGAAGUAAGUCUCUACCUGUAUCCAUACAGGAAGUAAGUAUCUACCUGUAUCCAUACAGGAAGUAAGUCUCUACCUGUAUCAAUACAGGAAGUGAGUAUCUACCUGUAUCCAUACAGGAAGUGAGUCUCUACCUGUAUCAAUACAGGAAGUAAGUCUUUACCUGUAUCCAUACAGGAAGUGAGUCUCUACCUGUAUCCAUACAGGAAGCAAGUAUCUACCUGUAUCCAUACAGGAAGUGAGUAUCUACCUGUAUCCAUACAGGAAGUAAGUCUCUACCUGUAUCCAUACAGGAAGUAAGUCUCUACCUGUAUCCAAACAGGAAGUGAGUCUCCAUCUGUAUCAAGACAGCAUGUAGCACUAGUUAUAACACAUAGAGAUAACUGCUUAUUGGCUCUCUGAUAAAAAUAGUUGUGCAGCGAUGAUACUUGGACUUCAUCCAAAUUGUCUUGCAUUCAACUAUAUAAAGUUCCUAGUGUUGAUGGUCUAUACUAUGGCUGAAUGAUAAAAGAUUUGAGGCCGAUAGGUGAAGGUAUCUAAAGCUUCUAGAUGUUGUCUAUUUGGGGGAAGUUACAGGAUGUUGAUAACACUAAGCAAUAUUUUAUCUAAGUCACUGAAUCUCCAUGUACUUGUCAUUGUUCCGUUUGCUUUAUAUUUGAUUUGCAUGAUGCUUGUUUAUUUUGUUGUUUUAUCUGUUUUGUUUAUGUUGAAUUGUUUGAGUCUGUAAAUUAAAUGAUUUUAAA
Molecule: messenger RNA, 6976 nt
Organism: Pecten maximus
Lineage: Eukaryota; Metazoa; Mollusca; Bivalvia; Pectinida; Pectinidae
Product: probable C-mannosyltransferase DPY19L1
Exons: 22
Coding region: 9-2129 (706 amino acids)
Cellular component (GO): nuclear inner membrane
Molecular function (GO): mannosyltransferase activity
Source: RefSeq, a predicted model, not a curated record